Molecule: messenger RNA, 3297 nt
Organism: Paracoccidioides lutzii Pb01
Product: WD repeat-containing protein
Exons: 4
Coding region: 1-3297 (1098 amino acids)
Biological process (GO): regulation of mitotic cell cycle; mitotic spindle organization
Cellular component (GO): mitotic spindle
Molecular function (GO): protein binding
Source: RefSeq, a predicted model, not a curated record
AUGGCGAAUGAUAUCCAUGUCAAUUACAGUAGCAAUAAUUCAUUAGUUUCAAAAAUCAAACCGCCCACCGCACUCGGAGCUUCCCUGAAGCUUACCCCCUCAAAUUAUCCAGUUCUGAAACCGGCGACGCGACCAGCUCACAAACCCUCGCAUCACUCCACAUUAUCACUGCAGACUGUAAUAGGGACAACCACCUCGAACCCGAAUGGCUUCUCCUUCCACGAACCUACAAAAACAUUUGCGCUGUGUGCUGGCUCAGCAACGAUUCUGGCGGAGGUAGAUGGGGAUCUAAACGUCUCACAACGCUUCUUUCGUGCACGCCCUACCGCUGCACCCGUUAAUCCUGUGCAGUCAUUCUAUAAUACGUCGACACCCCCCACUACGCCAGACACGCGAACGAGGUCGUUUCAACCGGCGGGUAGACAACCGAAUAUCAAUGGAGCGCUCUACGCUAGCUCUCCAAACGCAGAAUGGGCUGAAACCAACGGCUCGCGAACAUGGAGUUCUCGAGAAAGGAUAAAGGCAGUCACUUGUGUCUCGAUAAGUCCGAAUGGCAGGUAUUUAGCUACCGGCUAUAGCCCACGAGUUUUGAUAUUCUCGACCGCCAAGGACUCUCCGCUAGAUACUCCUCUUUCGAUAAUGACUGAUCACUCGUUUGGCAUUCGUAGCCUUGCGUUCAGUCCCACUUCGCAGUAUUUGGCGACGCUGGGAGAUAUAAAUGAUGGGUUUCUGUUCAUCUGGGCGGUAAACUUGAAGAAUGGCGCUGCGAAACUGCAUUCGAUAAACAAAUGUACAUCCUUUGUCAGGGGCAUAUGCUGGAUGGGGAACAGUCUGGUCACUGUUGGAAUAAGGCAUGUCAAGGUCUGGCGACUGACAGACCCUACACCCACCUCUCCCUCGAAACAGCAACGAUUUACACUUGACUCUCCGGUGCCUGCUUCAUCUAGUACCUCGCCGAGAGCACUUGCCGGUAGAAACUGUCUUCUAGGUAGCUUGGGUGACACCACAUUCAACUGCAUCUCUAGCAUUUCAGACAAUCAAGCAAUUGUUUGUUCUGAUACUGGCAUGAUAUGUCUUCUCGAUGAUACUUCUGGAAGCCAGAAGUUACAUUUUAUCAAAAGCGUAUCCUUUGGCAUUAGCUCCAUUGCGGUGGAUCAUGAAUCGGGGACAGUUUGGCUAGGUGGUCGUGGCCGAAUAAUACAAAAAUCCUCAAUUGAAGAAUUGAAGUCAAUGGUUUCCCAAUCACCAACACACUCAGAUCACGACGAAGGAUACUCAUCCGGUCCGAAAACGAAAAGGCCAGCCAUCGUUGCCAUGGGAAUAUUUGCCACCCACAUCGUCACGGUAGAUUCCACUCGUGCUAUACGCGUUUGCCCUCUGGACUGUUUGGACCAGGAUAACGUUGAUACUCUGGCGGAAAUAUCAAUGCCCGCACAUCCGGACGCCGUGCUCGGUAUCGGAGUUCUUAAUACUCCUAAUAUGCAUGAAGCGGACUUUUUCACUUGGUCCUCUGGUGGAACAGUUAACUUCUGGAACCUACAGGGCAAAUGUCGUGCCACAAGGAAAGUUGAGCUAGAUCAGCUGCCCGGUAACGAUGAUGAUAAAAAUGAACUGAAAAUUGUACGAACCUCUGAGAAUAUGACUAUGUUUAUUUCGGGUGAUAAAUACGGCGUUAUAAGACUAAUCACCGGGAAGCUAUGGAAAUGUGCCACUGAAGUCAGAGCCCAUGGCGGUGAAGUUACAGACAUUGCAGUUCAGGAAAAUGCAAGUAUACACAUGGUUGCAACUUGCGGUCGAGACAGGAUGGUUCAGCUUUUUAGGACCACUGGAGAUUCUCUCGACUUAAUACAAACAAUGGAUGAGCACGUUGGCGCUGUUGGACGCCUCCUAUUACUGAAUGAUGGCGAAAAAUUACUCUCUUGUUCUGCCGAUCGUACCGUGAUUGUUCGCGAUCGCGUAACCCGAGAGGCCGACGGAGAUACCACUGUUGCUUUCAGCCUGUCGAAAAUCCUCACGCUCAAAGCCUCACCGGUGUCAAUGACGCUUCACCCCGAGAGCGCUGAUACUCUUAUCUUAUCCACUAUAGACAGGCAUAUUCACAGGUUCGAUCUUGCUUCUGGUAGACAAAUGCAUUCCUUUCGAGCCUCAGACCCAGAAACGAAUGAUACAGUCGUAGUGAGUUCCUUGACCAUAGACUCUGAGGUUCCUGAACAGAGCCCACCACUUCUUGUUGGCGUGUCAACAACGGAUAAAUCGAUUCGUGUUUAUGAUUUUGAAAAGGAUGUUCUCUUAACACGCGAGUUUGGUCACACCGAAGGCGUCAGUGACAUUGUUCUUAUCGAGGCAAAACUAACAGAUGCCAAAGAGAAGGGGAAAAGAACUUUGAUAAGUACCGGCCUUGACGGUAUAAUCAUGAUUUGGGACCUUUCCAUUCAACAGCAGCAACCAGUCCAAGAAAUCCAGCUAGUGGCACCUGUUCGUGCGGAGGAUGCCACCCCAGCAAAGGAACUGACAGCCGUAAAGCCGCCACUGCGUCGAAUUCUUUCAAAGACAGAGCUUGCCGGUUAUCAACGUCUCGACGCCUAUUCCUGUAGCCCCACCACUUCCAGAGAGCAGUCACCACCACGUAUCCGGAGAAAAUCAUCAAGAUUCACACUUAACCCAUCAAUAUCCAAGAGUGGAUACAGCACCCCUAUCGUUUCCACUCCUCCAUUCCCCCCACCUCGUCGAUCAAGCAUCAUGCUCUCUGACACCAAAAGCAGACGCUCCCCAUCUCCUCCUAGUCCAAAACCCCAUCCGUCCAAAAUCCUCGCAUCAAAACUCAGUAACAGCAGCCUACGUCACCCACCCCUCGAUUUCCGCUCCCGCAUAAAACCCAACGGCGGCACCCAAACCAACAAUGCCAACACCACACAUUCACCCUCACCAUCUCCUUCACAAUCCAGCGAAUUCGGGAGCCUCAACACGUCCACAGAACAAGUCUGCAGGACAUUGCGGGCCUAUCGGAAAAAGCUAAGCGGUUCCACGGACCAUCUACAUGCCGCUACAGAGCUGGAAAGGGAGCUGGAUCUCACAGUCCGUGCGCUUGGUGAGCGAUCGAAGCACAUCCAGGUUAACGAGAAUUCUCUACUGGAGAAUAUUAACCAUGGAAAGGCAGGUAGAGUCAAUGGAACUCCACUAGCUGUCAAGUCGCGGAAGCUGGCUCGACGGAUGCCAUCAACCCCAAAUCUGAGUCGGAGUAUCAAUGGUGGAAGCCUUUAUCGGACACAUUCUUUGGAUCCUGAUGGUGAAGGAUAG